Messenger RNA from Lates calcarifer (barramundi perch), 4444 nucleotides. Its product is annotated as NACHT, LRR and PYD domains-containing protein 12-like. Lineage: Eukaryota; Metazoa; Chordata; Actinopteri; Centropomidae. Gene Ontology annotation, molecular function: protein binding. The transcript is spliced from 11 exons. The record is from RefSeq and is a predicted model, not a curated record. Bases 58 to 3987 code for a protein of 1309 amino acids.
GGAAAUGUGAAAACAGAUUUCCUGUUAGUGUCAGUGAGGAGGAGUUGAUCAGUGUUGAUGUUGUUGUCCUCAGCUCCUCGUCCUGCUCGUCGGAUCAUAAAGACUCCACAGAUUCAACUGUCUCAGUCUGAAGGAGAAUCAACAGUCACCAAGACUUCAGCUCCUCUUCCUGUGCGGUGGUGGUGGUGGGGGGUCAUGAUGACAUCACAGGUCCUCUUUGACACACUGGGACAUCUGGGAAAAGACGAAUUCCACAACUUCAAAUGGCAUCUGCAGCAGGGUGACGGUUACAGCUACUCAGCCAUCCCAAAGGGCAAACUGGAGGAUGCAGAGCGGCGGGACACAGUAGAUCUGAUGAUGCAGACCUACACACCUCGGAAAGCCGUGGUGGUGACCAGGAGGAUUUUAGAGAAGAUCAACAGGAAUGAUCUGGUGGAGCGAUUGUCUGGCACCAGGUCAGGAUCAGAAGCUGUGAUAGUUCCAGUGCCAGAAUCACAACCUAUCACAUAUUACCAAGGAAAGCUUCAGUCAAACCUCCAGAACAGGUUCAUGUGUGCACAAGAAGGGUGGGCACAGAAGAAGGAUGAGCAGUGUCUGGCUGAUAUCUACACAGAGCUGUACGUCACAGCUGGGGCUGACGUCCAUAUCAACACACAGCAUGAGGUCAGACAGAUUGAGAAACCAGGAAAACCAGCAGACACAGAGAAAUCGGUUAAACCCAGUGACAUGUUCAAACACCCCUCUGGAAAAUACAGACCCAUAAAAACACUGCUGACCAAUGGAAUCGCAGGAAUUGGAAAAACGUUCCUUGUGCACAAGUUUGUGUUGGACUGGGCUGAAAAAAGAACCAAUCAAGACGUUCAUCUAAUUUUCCCCUUCACCUUCCGUCAGCUGAAUUCAAUGAAGGGAGAAAAGUUUCAUUUGGUAGAGCUCAUUCAUGAAUGUAUCCCAGAAACCAAGCACAUCAGUGACGACGCUCUUAUGUACGUUUUUAAAAACUUAGAGGAAUCAGGAAACAGCAACUUUGACAAAAGUGAAUUCAAGCUUUUGUUUAUUUUGGAUGGACUGGAUGAGAGCCGCCUUCAAUUGGACUGCACCACAAAUGAAAAGCCGGAAGGUGACUUUGUUGUGACAGAGUCCACUUCAGUGGACGUGCUGCUGACAAACCUAAUCAGGGGGAAACUGCUUCCCUCUGCUCGCCUCUGGAUAACCACACGACCUGCAGCAGCCAAUCAGAUCCAUUCUGAUUUUGUCAACAUGGUGACAGAGGUCAGAGGGUUCACUGACCCACAGAAGGAGGAGUAUUUCAGGAAGAGGUUCAGAGAUGAGGAUCAGGCCAGCAGGAUCAUCUCCCACAUCAAGACCUCACGAAGCCUCCACAUCAUGUGUCACAUCCCAGUCUUCUGCUGGAUCACUGCUACAGUUCUGGAGGAUGUGUUGAAAACCAGAGAGGGAGGAGAGCUGCCCAAGACCCUGACUGAGAUGUACACCGAAUUCCUGGUGUUUCAGAUCAACCAGACAAAAAAGAAGUAUGGCCCAGAAAAGAAAAUGCAGUACAUUAAAUCUCUGGCAAAACUGGCUUUUCAGCAGCUGGAAGAAGGCAACAUCAUCUUCUAUGAGAAAGACUUAAAAGAAAGUGGUGUUGAUGUCAAUGGGGCCUCGAAGUGUUCUGGUGUGUUCACAGAGAUCUUUAAAGAAGAGCGUGGGAGGAAGGAUGAAGACAAGAUAUUCAGCUUUGUGCAUCUGAGUGUUCAGGAGUUUCUAGCUGCUGUUUAUGUGAGGAUGUCGCUCUUUAAACACAACAGAAAUGUGAUGUGUGAGCCAGCAACAACCAUUCAGCAACUGCGGAUGGUUUUCAGUCAAAUGUCUGUGGCAGAAAUCCACAGGAUUGCUAUUAACAAGGCCUUACAGAGUACAAAUGGACACCUGGACUUGUUCCUCCGUUUCCUCCUGGGUCUUUCACAAGAACCCAGUCAGAAACUCCUACCAGACCUGCUAAAGAACACAAUAAGUAUUUCAGAGGCCCAUCAGGAAACUGUUAAGUACAUCAAGAAGAAGCUCAGUGAGAAUCUUUCUCCAGAGAAAAGCAUCAACCUGUUCCACUGCCUGAAUGAACUGAAUGAUCGUUCUCUAGUAGAGGAGAUCCAACAGUCCCUGAGUUCAGGAAGUCUGUCCACAGGUUAUCUCUCUCCGGCUCAAUGGUCAGCUCUGGUCUUCAUCUUACUGUCAUCAGAAAAAGAUCUGGACGUGUUUGACCUGAAGAAAUACUCUGCUUCAGAGGAGGCUCUUCUGAGGCUGCUGCCAGUGGUCAAAGCCUCCAACAAAGCUCUACUGAGUGGCUGUAACCUCUCAGAGAGAAGCUGUGAAGCUCUGUCCUCAGUUCUCCGCUCCCAGUCCUCUAGUCUGAAAGAGCUGGACCUGAGUAACAACAACCUGCAGGAUUCAGGACUGAAGAUGUUGUCUAUUGGACUAGAGAAUCCACAUUGCAGACUUGAGUCACUCAGGCUGAGUGGUUGUAACCUUUCAUGGAGAAGUCUUAAAACCAUUUCCUCAGUUCUCAGCUCCCAGUUCUCUAGUCUGAGAGAUCUGGACCUGAGUAAUAACAACCUACAGGAUUCAGGAGUAAAGCUGCUGUCUGAGGGACUGGGAAGUUCACAAUGCAGACUGAAGAUUCUCAGACUGAGUGGCUGUAACCUCUCGAAGAGAAGCUGUGAAAUUCUGUCCUCAGUUCUCAGCUCCCAGUUCUCUAGUUUGAGAGAUCUGGACCUGAGUAACAACAACCUACAGGAUUCAGGGGUGAAGCUGCUAUCUGCUGGACUGGAAAGUACACAGUGCAGACCAGAAAAUCUCAGACUGAGUGGCUGUAACCUCUCAGAGAGAAGCUGUGAAGCUCUGUCCUCAGUUCUCAGCUCCCAGUCCUCUAGUCUGAGAGAUCUGGACCUGAGUAACAACAACCUGAAGGAUUCAGGAGUGAAACUGUUGUCUGCUAGACUGGAGAGUCCACACUGCAGACUGGAGACUCUCAGACUGAGCAGCUGUAACCUCUCAGAGAGAAGCUGUGAAGCUCUGUCCUCAGUUCUCAGUUCUGAGUCCUCUAGUCUGAGAGAUCUGGACCUGAGUAACAAUGACCUGCAGGAUUCAGGAGUGAAACUGCUCUCAGAUGGACUGGAGAAUCCUCACUGCAGAAUGGAAAAUCUUGGUCUGUCAGGUUGUCUGAUCUCAGAGGAAGGCUGUUCUUCUCUGGUCUCAGCUCUGAGAUCCAACCCCUCCUAUCUGAGAGAGCUGGACCUGAGCUACAAUCAUCCAGGAGACUCAGGAGUGAAGCUGCUGUCUGAUGGACUGGAGGAUCCAGACUGGAGACUUGACACUCUCAGGGUGGAACAUGGUGGAGAACAGAGGUUGAGACCUGGUGUGAGGAAGUAUUCCUGUGAACUGGAACUGGAUACAAACACAGUGAACAGAAACCUCAAACUUUCUGACAACAACAGGACAGUCACAGCCAUAAGAGAGAAGCAGCCAUACCCUGAUCAUCCAGACAGAUUUGAUGGCUGGCAUCAGCUGCUGUGUAGAACUGGUCUGACUGGUCGCUGUUACUGGGAGGUCGAGUGGAGAGGACUGGUUCAUAUAGCAGUGACUUACAGAGGAAUCAGAAGGAAAGGACUCGGUGAUGACUGCUGGUUCGGAGGAAAUAAUCAGUCCUGGAGUCUGAGCUGCUCUGAUAUUGAUGGUUACUCUGUCUGGCACAAUAACGAAGAAACAGAUGUCCCCACCCCCCCCACCCCCUCCUCCUCCUCCUCUGUCUCUAACAGAGUAGCAGUUUAUGUGGACUGUCCUGCUGGCUCUCUGUCCUUCUACAGAGUCUCCUCUGACUCUCUGAUCCACCUCCACACCUUCAACACCACCUUCACUGAACCUCUAUAUCCUGGGUUUAAGCUGUGGUGCAGGUGCUCGUCUGGUUCCUUGGUGGUUUUGCGCUCUGUGUGGUAGAGAAACACUCACACACUCCAGCUCCACUUUAUCUGAAGCUGUUUACACUGAAAACAGACUGAGCAGUAACCAAUAUUUUACAUCAUAUCCUCUGAAAACUGAUCGAUCUGUAAGUCAUAACAGCUCCAUGAUUUUAUAUCUGCUCAUUUAAUUAAUUAUAGUGACUGAGAGAGACUUUAUACGCUGAGUUACUGAGACUGUUCCUUUUCAUUGGAGGAGUGUUUGUGUGCUAUGUUUGUGUUGUGUAUGUGCUGGGUGGGGGGUGGGGUGUCUCUCAUUAUUUAUCUUAGCUAAUUAAACUGGCCUAACUGUUAGCACAGGAAGAGUAUAUAAACCAGGUUCCUGGUGUUCUGUCUCCACCUGCUGCUCAGUCAGACCUGCCUCAGAUCAUCAGUGAACAAGUCAAGAUUUCUGACAUGAACUUAAAUUAAAUCAUUUUAAUUGGUUGAUCCAUUCA